This is a messenger RNA of Pollicipes pollicipes, 792 nucleotides long. RefSeq names its product gamma-aminobutyric acid type B receptor subunit 2. Gene Ontology annotation, biological process: gamma-aminobutyric acid signaling pathway; G protein-coupled receptor signaling pathway. Gene Ontology annotation, molecular function: G protein-coupled GABA receptor activity. The coding region runs from base 1 to 792 and encodes 263 amino acids. Gene Ontology annotation, cellular component: membrane; G protein-coupled receptor heterodimeric complex. The transcript is spliced from 7 exons. The record is from RefSeq and is a predicted model, not a curated record. Lineage: Eukaryota; Metazoa; Arthropoda; Thecostraca; Pollicipedomorpha; Pollicipedidae.
AUGUCGCUUCCGAAUGCGAGGAGCACAGCUCCGCGGGUGUGUCCCGAACACUACCGGGUGGUGGUGAUCUCGUACAGCGCCGAGGGCGUGCUGUUCUCCAACCGCAGCCAGUACCCGUACUUCUUCAGAACCAUCGGCGAAAACAAACAGUUCAGAUUUGUCUACAAGCAGCUGCUCCAUCAGCUCCAGUGGAAGCGGGUGGCGUCGCUGACCGAGGCGGGUCAGAAGUACACCGAGUACAUCUCCAUCAUGCACGACAUGCUGCAGGGGUCGGGCGUCACCUUCAUCGCCAACAGAAAGAUUCCUCGGGACAAGGAGAACAUGGAGCCGUACCUGACGGAUCUGCGAGAGAAGAACGCGAGGAUCAUCAUCGCUGACCUGUACGAAAUCGUCGCCCGAGCCGUCAUAUGCGAGGCCUAUCGCAAGAACAUGACUGCCAGACAGGGCUACGUAUGGUUCCUGCCGGCGUGGUUUUCACCUGACUGGUACAACCAAACCAAUGGCAAGAACUUCACGUGUAAACCUGAUGAAAUGAUGCAGGCGCUUGAUGGACACCUGGCUCUCUCUCACGCCUACUUCGCCAACGACUCGGACAUCAUGCAAGAGGGCAUCACGGUUGGCCAGUGGCGGCAGCAGUACCGCCGUCUCUGUGCCGAGUUCCCGGUGGACGAGUCAGACUACGCCGGCUACGCUUACGACGCGGUCUGGACGUAUGCCUUUGCGCUGGACAAGCUGUUGAGGGAGAAGCCGUCCCGGUUUCAGGACUUCCACACGGUACCCACCACCGCGUGA